Messenger RNA from Brassica oleracea var. oleracea, 557 nucleotides. RefSeq lists its product as uncharacterized. The transcript has a single exon. Gene Ontology annotation, biological process: negative regulation of cell population proliferation. NCBI's taxonomy places the organism in Eukaryota, Viridiplantae, Streptophyta, Magnoliopsida, Brassicales, Brassicaceae. The record is from RefSeq and is a predicted model, not a curated record. The coding region runs from base 204 to 377 and encodes 57 amino acids.
CGUACCAAAGCCAAUGACCCCUCGCUCUUAUUCAUUGUUUCGUUCCCUCCAUAUAUUGACUUACCGCUCCCUCUCUCUCCCUCACUUCACAUCUUUACUACAAAUUUCCAGAAGCAGAAACCACAAAAAAACUCCAUUUUUCGAUAAAGGAUACAACAUCGCUUCCUAGCUAGUAUAGUGUUGGCCAAGUGAAAAAAAAAGCAAUGAAAGAAGAAAACAGCACGAGCAGAGCAUGCGAGCGGUGCAAGACGUUUGGAGAGAAGUGUAGCCACAAAGUGAAGAAACAGAGAGGCAAGUUUUACAUCCUUGCCCGUUGUAUCGCCAUGCUAGUCUGCGGGCGUGAGCGUGACCACGACCGAGACCGUGUUUCGAAUUAGACUUUUACCUUAUGCUUUAUUCUCUUCUUUUAGGGAUUGCCCUUUUCACUUCUCCCUCUAGUAUCAAACAUUUGGACUAGCGUUGCUAUUUAAGUUAUAUAUACACAUGAAUAUAUGAAAUUGAUGUAAUGCAUUCGUAGAAAUGCUUUAUUGAUUUGUAAUUUAUGUAUUUCGUUUGGC